UACACAGCUCUCGAACCGGGCGGCCUCAUCCGCAAACAGCGCAGCAAUGGCCAAGAUGAAGGCUCGGGACCUGCGCGGCAAGAAGAAGGAGGAGUUGUUGAAACAACUGGAUGAUCUGAAGGUGGAAAUGUCCCAGCUUCUCAUGGCCAAAGUGACAGGCGGUGCCGCGUCCAAGCUCUCCAAGAUACGAGUCGUGCGCAAAUCCAUCGCCCGUGUCCUCACUGUCAUUAAUCAGACUCAAAAGGAAAACCUCAGGAAAUUCUACAAGGGAAAGAAGUACAAGCCCCUGGACCUGCGACCCAAGAAGACGAGAGCCAUGCGCUGCCGGCUCACCAAGCAUGAAGAGAAGCUGAAGACCAAGAAGCAGCAGCGGAAGGAGCGGCUGUACCCACUGCGCAAGCACGCAGUCAAGGCCUGAGACGACGACAAUAACAAUAAAGUCCAAAACUGAAAAAAAA
Rattus norvegicus (Norway rat) is the source of this 458-nucleotide messenger RNA. NCBI's taxonomy places the organism in Eukaryota, Metazoa, Chordata, Mammalia, Rodentia, Muridae. The record is from RefSeq and is a predicted model, not a curated record.